AUGGUGCAAGCUGUAGGCCGCGCGUUCGAUGUGCUUGUGAUAACUGCACUCCUGACGCUAUUCGUCGAUCAAGUGUCUUCUAGGCUGUGCAAUGGGGGGCAUGUCUGCUCUCCUCCAAAAGAGUGCUGUUCCUUUGGCUGUUGUUACAGUGUAUUUCAACUGCACUCUGCAUCAGACAUGUUUAAUUUCUUGAUUUGGACUUAUUGGUACUUAUGGGCAGCGGUGCUUGUUGGAUUAGCUAUAGCAGCAGCAUGUGGUUGCUGGUUAUGGAAACGUCAUCAUUCAUUCCGUCAUCGUUCAUGGUCACCAGAAAUAGUAGAAGACUUUACCUCUUCUGACAGAGGGUCGUCAGAAUCCUGGUACUCGCCACCUCGUUAUAGUCGUUCUGGUUCCUUUGUUCAAGCAUUACCACCUCCAUACAAUGAGGUUACAGCGAAACCAAACUUAUAUCCACUGGUAAUUGGAUAUGAUGAAGGAUCUGGCAAAGGAACUUCAGGAUUUGUAAUGCGCUAUUUCAGAUCGCUCUCACACGCGAGCACCUUAGAUUCCUUAGGCUCAAGUUUUAUGUGUAAUAUGGUGAAUGAAGCAAACACCAUAAUUCCACCACCGUACUCGUGUAAUGAUAGCGUUGACGAGCUAUCUGCAGUGGAAUGUGCAAGAAUGGAAAGUAUGGAUGUUGGAUCUGUUGUUUCAUUGGCUAAUCAUAGGACUACCUCUGACAUAUCGAGUUUAGCUGCUCAAUCUCCGUGUUCACCACCUCGGGCUACUAGUCCAACGAUAGAGUUACGUGAAUUGUUAGACAAGAUUCAACAAUUACCACAGCUACCUAGUGGGCACAGUACCGUUUUAUCUUGUUAUCAGAAUCGACCUCAAGUUUUGUGUACGACGAAUGCAAAUGGUUCUACGCAACGGCCUCUAAGUCCAGGAGAUGUUGGCUCUUAUAAAGCCAGAAGAACGCGAGGGAAGAUGUAUAUGCCAUUAGGACUUCCAAGUUCGAAGAAUAAAACGAGACGAUGGUUGUCGCGAUCAGCACCGACGACACCGUCAGGCACGAUACCAAUGUCUUUUUUGCCCGGGCAAAGUAGACGACCUUCUGAGACAGAUAAUAACAGUCGUCAAGUGGUUCCACUUCUCUCGGAGCAAGAUGAAACGGAGAACAAUAAUGUGGAUCAGUUGAACGACAUUUCACUGUUAUCCGAGCAAGAAGAAGACCAACAGGAAACAUGA
Messenger RNA from Habropoda laboriosa, 1227 nucleotides. RefSeq lists its product as uncharacterized. Gene Ontology annotation, cellular component: cytoplasmic vesicle membrane. Lineage: Eukaryota; Metazoa; Arthropoda; Insecta; Hymenoptera; Apidae. The record is from RefSeq and is a predicted model, not a curated record. The coding region runs from base 1 to 1227 and encodes 408 amino acids. The transcript has 6 exons.